AUGAGGCAGCCUGACAGGUGGGAUCCCUACGACACACUACUCCAACGCUUGCCGGAUCAAAGUGGCUACGAUGCCCGAGCUCACACGAGGAGAGACACGCAGAGGGACAGUCGAUCGACAGGCACGGCAUGUAACCUGCCCACCCUGAACACCACAGAGAGACUCAUACACAGGCUCAUCCAAGCGCCUGGAUCACAGCACAUGACACCGCUCCCUACCCAGGAUCAAGACCACAGCGCCUCCGAGACUGAGCUACAUCUCCUGCAGACAGCCACGCUCAACCCAUGGACGGCCACUAUUCCUACCCAAGCCACGGCAUAG
Messenger RNA from Pelobates cultripes (western spadefoot toad), 321 nucleotides. The record is from the annotation of a GenBank genome assembly. NCBI's taxonomy places the organism in Eukaryota, Metazoa, Chordata, Amphibia, Anura, Pelobatidae.